AUGGCCGUUGGUGACAAGCUACAGACGAAAGACACCCAUGUCGUCAUCGUGGGUGCCGGACCCGUCGGCAUGAUGUGCGCCUCGAAACUAUCCAACGCAGGGAUCAAAGUGACGGUAUUUGAAAAGGACGCCGAAAUCGACCCUCGACCCAAAGCAUUGACAUACACUGCCCCUGUUCUCGCAGAUCUGGCCAAGCUGGGUAUCCUCGAGGAUGUCGUCAAGAUCUGCUUUGCCGAUGAGCGGGCGGUCUGGACGUGGCGGACCCUUGAUGGGAGCAUCCUCGCCGAGAUGCACUGGUCGCUUCUCGAAGAUGUACGGAGACCGGACUUGCACAAGCCGUACACUCUACAGUGCGGCCAGCAUCUGUUGGCCAAGGUCUUGAUCGAGUACUGUCAACGCUUUGACGCGACGACCAAAGUGCUCUUUGACCACCGACUGGUCGACCUCAAGCAGACAGACGACAAAGUCACCGUGUCCAUCUCGCGCUCUGGCGAGCAGGAGCCCUUCGAGGUCGAGGCAGAUUAUGUCAUUGGCGCGGAUGGGGGCAGGUCAGCAACUCGCAAGUUGAUCGGCCAACACCUGGAGGGGUUCACUUGGGGUGAAAGCUUUGUUGCCAUGAACGUUCAUUUCCCCUUUGAGAAGUACAACUGGGGAGCGGCAAACUUCUUGAUCGGCGGAAAGGAGUGGGCUGUUGCUGGAAGAACCGGGCCGGGCAGUGACCCCUGGCGAGUAGCUUAUGGCGUUGAACCAGGCUUGACAGAUGAAGAGGUCCUUCAGCGAGCUCCGGAGAGACUCAAGAAGAUUUUGCCGGGGCCUGACGAGUUCCAGAUCGUCCAGUGUGCCCAGUACAAGGUCCAUCAGCGCCAGGUGGAACAAUAUAAGGUCGGCAGGGUGAUGCUUGCUGGCGAUGCGGCACAUCUCAACAAUCCCAUCGGUGGGUUCGGCUUGACCACAGGAAUGACGGACGCUGGGUGCAUCUCCGACGCACUGAUCGCAGUGAUCAGUGGACAAGCGUCCGAGCAGACUCUCCAAGAGGCCUGUGAGAUCAGGCACGAGAUCUGGGCGACCAUCAGCAAUCCAGGCUCUCAGAACUUCAAGCGCAUUGUUCAACAGGAUCCGAGCAAUAUUUGCCAGGAGGAUAUGGGCUUUUUCAAGCGACUGAAUGAUGACGUGGAGUUCCAAAGGUCUGCUCUGCUCGGAUCUUUGCGAAUUCACACACCGCUUGGGACUUUUCCCAGCCAGCGAGGAAAUGAGAAAGUCUAUGGGUUGGUGGAUUAG
Molecule: messenger RNA, 1278 nt
Organism: Exophiala xenobiotica
Lineage: Eukaryota; Fungi; Ascomycota; Eurotiomycetes; Chaetothyriales; Herpotrichiellaceae
Exons: 4
Coding region: 1-1278 (425 amino acids)
Molecular function (GO): FAD binding
Source: RefSeq, a predicted model, not a curated record